Messenger RNA from Suillus subaureus, 1026 nucleotides. RefSeq lists its product as uncharacterized. Lineage: Eukaryota; Fungi; Basidiomycota; Agaricomycetes; Boletales; Suillaceae. The record is from RefSeq and is a predicted model, not a curated record. Bases 1 to 1026 code for a protein of 341 amino acids. The transcript has 2 exons.
AUGGACAGUGUCCACUCGAGAUCCUCCAUAUUACCUGUCGAGAUCCUUGAGCUGAUCUUCAGUUACCUGGAACGUUGUGAACUUGUCCCAGUCCUUGGCAGCAACUCCGUAUUCCACAAUACUGCAUCUCGUGCGGUCUAUCGUAACAUAUCAGAAACGUCGUCAGUUAAAGCCUGGAGGCUUAUAAAGACCCUUGCUUCUAAUGCCACCUAUUCCCGGCACGUCCGUUCUAUCGAUCUCGACUUUGCCAACAACCUCAUCACCGCCAAUAUCCUCCGCCUCUUGAAUCGCGCGCUCCAGCAACUCAAAUCGCUCACGACGCUUAUCCUCGACUUCUCCCAGACAGACAACGCUGCUGAUAUCGCAUGGAUAUUCCAGGGGUGUUCCUUUUCGCUCGCAACCUUCACCUCAUCCAUGCGGUGUGACCGCUCGCUGGCGAAAUUCCUGGCUAUGCAGCCGACAAUAACGGAGCUCUGUCUGAGAGGGUUCAAUAAGGAGUAUGACUUUACGCUGGAACCUAGGGCGCUCCCAAAGCUGGAGCAUUUCAGGACCGUUCUGUCUUACCCUAGCAUCAUCGGAGAGGUCUUGAGAGGCAGACCCGUGGAGAGCGUUUCCAUGUCGCUUUACCCCGGGGACGUCUGUACGUCCCUCGACACGCUGUUACUCUCAGCUAGACCGAUAAAGAAGCUCACUGUCAUGAGCUUCGAAAGCGACCCCCCUGUCGCACUCCUUCCCCUCAUCGCAGACCGGCUACCUCAUCUUGAGGCUUUCCACCUCGUCGUUCUCAUGACGCACUACACCCAUGAAAUUCUACUCGAGAUCGGCUCGAGUCUUGCGCAGUUCAAGGCUCUGAAAUACAUCACGUUCAUGGCCCCAGGUAUACCUGCGUCCUUCAACGAUGAAAAGAGCGUCGCGGAAGCAUGGAGCAAAGCGUGUCCAACCCUUCAGACCAUCAUCCUUCCCAAGGGACUGGUAUGGUUCCAGAGGGACGAGAAUUGGGCAUGCCUGAAAGAUCGCGAGGAUUAA